AUGAUAGAAGAAUUGGUAGAAGAAGUACUUGAAGCCAACGGUCAGGAGGAACAAGAAGAGGAAGUAGAAGUAGAACAAGAUGUCAUGGAAGAAAGAGUAGCUGAAAUCUCUUUUGAAGGCAAGACAGAGGAGGUGCUAAAGCAGGAAUUAAAGCCACUCCCACCUCAUCUCAAGUAUGCAUUUCUUCGAGAAGAGGAGACCUUGCCAGUAAUCAUUAAUUCCUCCUUAAACAUGGAAGAUGAAGCAAAGCUAGUUGAAGUGUUGAAAGCUCACAAGACAACUUUAGGGUGGACAAUCGAUGACAUCAAGGGCAUAAGCCCUACCAUAUGCAUGCACAAAAUCUUGCUGGAAGAAGACUCAAAACCUGUGGUGCAACCUCAAAGAAGGCUUAACCCAACCAUGAAGGAAGUGGCUCAAAAAGAGGUGAUGAAGCUGUGGAAUGCUGGAAUCAUCUACCCAAUUUCUGACAACCCUUGGUGGUGGAUCCCAAAGACUAAGAAAAGACAUCUUUCACCUGUCCGUUUGGAGAUUUUGCUUAUAGGAGGAUGCCUUUUGGGCUAUGCAAUGCUCCAGCAACCUUCCAAAGUGCAAGCAUGCCUUCGAAACCUUGAAAAAGAAACUCACUUCAGCACUAAUCAUCACACCCCAGAAUGGGGACUUCCUUUUGAACUAAUGUGUGAUGCGGUUGAUAUUGCAAUUGGUGCUGUAUUGGGACAAAAGAAAGAUAAGCUGCAUCAUGUUAUAUACUAUGCAAGCAAGGUGUUGAAUGAGGCACAGAAAAAUUACACCAUCACAGAAAAAGAGUUCUUGGCAAUUGUAUAUGCAUUUGAUAAAUUUAGACAAUACUUGAUUGAUUUAAAAGUUAUAGUGUAUACUGAUUCUGCUGCCCUCAAGUGGGUGCUUUUGCAACAAGAAUUUGACAUUGAAGUGAGGGAUAGGAAAGGAAGCGAGAACCAAGUUGCAGACCAUUUGUCAAGACUACCACAAGGGACCAACCAAGAUGAACCACAGCCAGUGAAUGAAAAAUUCCCAGAUGAACAUCUUCUCCAAGUCCAACAAGCACCUUGGUUUGCUGACAUUGUAAAUUACAAGGUGGGAAGAAGGAUUCCCCAAGAGUUCACCAAGCAACAAGUGAAGAAGUUGCUUAAUGAAGCCAAGAAAUUCUUGUGGGAUGAGCCCUUCCUAUUUAGAAGAUGUCCAUAUGGAAUGAUCAGAAGGUGUGUCCCUGAAAGUGAAAUGAGAGGCAUACUGUGGCACUGUCAUGGUUCAGCUUAUGAUGGACACUUUGGGCCAGAAAGAACAGCUGCUAAAGUGCUUCAAAGUGGAUUUUAUUGGCCAACCAUAUUCAAGGAUGCUUGA
This is a messenger RNA of Arachis stenosperma, 1359 nucleotides long. RefSeq lists its product as uncharacterized. The transcript is spliced from 4 exons. Bases 1 to 1359 code for a protein of 452 amino acids. The record is from RefSeq and is a predicted model, not a curated record. Lineage: Eukaryota; Viridiplantae; Streptophyta; Magnoliopsida; Fabales; Fabaceae.